Molecule: messenger RNA, 417 nt
Organism: Brugia malayi
Lineage: Eukaryota; Metazoa; Nematoda; Chromadorea; Rhabditida; Onchocercidae
Gene: Bma-ngn-1
Exons: 3
Coding region: 1-417 (138 amino acids)
Molecular function (GO): protein dimerization activity
Source: RefSeq, a predicted model, not a curated record
AUGGAAAAGUCACUGAUUACGAAGUAUCUCAGUCAGAAAUCCUCCACUUCCACGUAUAAACGUGGACAUCAGAUUCAGUCAAAACAAACACGAGAGAAUAAAACUACUGGAGAAAACAUAGUGAAACGAACAAAACGAAAAUAUCGUUGUCGAGUUCGAAGUCCAGAAACCAUCCGACGAACGAAACAAAUUCGUCGAAGUAAAGCUAAUGCUCGAGAACGUCGCCGGAUGCAUAAUUUGAACGAAGCAUUGGAAAAAUUACGACGAAUACUACCACAACUUCCAGAUGAACCGAAGCUUACUAAAAUCGAAACUCUUCGAAUGGCCAACAAUUAUAUUUAUGCCCUGAGGCAGAUCCUCAGCAGUAGUCAAGAAGAAGAGACAAUUAGUACAACUCAUCACUUCAUAUCUCGGUAG